Molecule: messenger RNA, 1431 nt
Organism: Solanum verrucosum
Lineage: Eukaryota; Viridiplantae; Streptophyta; Magnoliopsida; Solanales; Solanaceae
Exons: 4
Coding region: 1-1431 (476 amino acids)
Molecular function (GO): protein dimerization activity
Source: RefSeq, a predicted model, not a curated record
AUGGUAAACUGGGUUCAGGAAAUUGCGUUUUCUGGUUUUGCUGCUUGUUGUUGUCGCCCCCUGCUCCUGCUUGCUGUCGCUGCUCGUUGCAGUGCCACUGGUGGUUCUCCGACCUCCGCGGAUCAUUUCAUUCUCUCCUACAUUCGUGAUUCAACCAUUGAUGGCAACCUUUAUUAUAACACUAAUCAAGGAGGAGGGGAAACAUUUUCAACUAUAGGAUUUAAGAGCUGGAACAAAAAGGGUGGUCUUGACAAACAUAUUGGUCUACCGAAUAGCAUACAUAAUCGGUCAAAAAACAAAUGUCAAGAUUUACUACGACAACAACAGUCUAUUCAAUUUGCAUUUGAGAGGCAAUCUAAUCAACUCAAGCAUGGAUAUUUGAUGCCCUUAAUUGCGUCGGUUGAUGUAGUAAGACUUCUCAUAAGUCGGGGAUUUGCAUUUCGAGGUCAUGAUGAAUCUAAAUCAUCACUUAGUAGGGAUAAAAUUCUCUCAUGGCAUGCAAAAAAAUAUGAUAAAAUUCGUAAUUAUGUUUUGGAACAUGCUCCUUCAAAUGAUCAAAUGACUUCUCCAAUGAUUCAAAAAGAUAUUGUGAGUGCAUGUAAGAUAGAGACCGUUAAAGCUAUUCUUGAGGAAUUAAAUGGUGACUACUUUGCUUUACUAGUUGAUGAAUCAUUUGAUGUGUCACACAAGGAGCAAAUGGCUAUUGUAUUUCGAUAUAUUGAUAGAAAGGGAUUUGUAAUGGAGCGACUUAUUGACAUUGUUCGUGUUCAAGAUACUAGUGCUCCAUCUUUAAAGGAGGCAAUUUUUAAUUUACUUGCUCAACAUUCUUUGAGUCCAUCAAGUGUGCGUGGACAAUGUUACGAUGGGACAAGUAAUAUGCAAGUGUUUUGCAAUAUCAUUGAUUGGCAACUUCAAGAACUUAAUGAUCGUUUUGAUGAGGUGACUACCGAUUUGCUCCAUGGAAUUGCUUGCUUGAAUCCAAUUAACUCAUUUUCAAGUUUUGACUUAAGAAAAGUAAUGAGAAUGGCUGAAUUAUAUCCAGAUGACUUUGAUGAAUCCAAUAUGAGUAUUCUUGAGAAUCAACUUGCAAGUUAUAUUAUUGAUGUUCACGAUGUUGAUGAAAGGUUCUCCGAUCUAAAUGGUCUUUGUAAUCUUUCCAAAAGAUUAGUCAAGACAAAGAAACAUUCAAAUUAUCCUCUGGUAUUUCGCUUAGUGAAACUUGCUCUACUCUUACCAGUUGUCACUGCCUCUGUUGAAAGAGCUUUUUCGGCAAUGAAGUUUAUCAAGAAUGAUUUGCGGAGUCAAAUGAGUGAUGAUUUUUUUAGUGGUUGUUUGGUGCCUUAUUUAGAAAAAGAUGUAUUUGAUAAUAUUUCUAAUGAUGUUAUUAUUAAGACAUUUCAAGAUAUGAAACCUCGUAGAAUACAAUUGUAA